AUGUCGUCUGCCAACCAAGUACAGCUAUCUAUACACCCACUCCCCGUACUCAACAUAUCCGAUCACUGUACCAGGUCAAAGUGGAUUGGCAGUGCUGAGGUGUCUAUAGGUGCGCUUCUAGGCGUUCAAUCUGGGAGAAAUGUUCAAAUCGUAAAUAGCUUCGAGUUGAGAGUCGCGGGCGGUGUCGAAUUGGAUAACGAAUACCUGAAUACCCGUCUCGAGCUAUUCAAGCAGGUGUUCCCGGAAUUUGAGCUGAUUGGCUGGUAUACUCAACGCACAAUCGCCAACACCACUCAAAUACACAAGCAACUCCUUAAGUACACUGAGUCACCGUUAUUACUCGUCGUAGACACUCAGUCCACCAACAUCCACGCCUACGUCAGUGUAUUCGAUGUGGAUGACAUUAAAUUGGUGGAAAGCGACUACUCAAUCCAAACAACUGAUAUUGAAAGGGUUACUGUUGAUGAUAUACACAAAUCAAACCACUCCUCCCACUCCUCUGCUCUCAAAAACGGCCUCAACACGCAAGUUAACGCUAUAAAACUGUUGGAUGAGAGAGUGGACGUGAUUAGAGGGUAUUUGACAAAGCUAGUUCAUGGCCAGACACGCAGAGACGACGAAAUACUUGGUAUGAUUUAUAACAUCUCAACUCAACUGCCUGCGACUACCAGUGCUCAGUUUGAGAGAGAGUUGGACACUGAAGCCAACGACACCCAGCUCACUACCCUCCUCGCUGCCCUCACCUCAUCCACACACUCCCUCAACAACCUCAUCAACAAACAUUCCAUCACUACCACCUCGUCGCAGUCCCCACAGUCUCUCCAAGAUCAGAUCAAUUCGGGUAUUAAAAAGGGCUUGUUUCAACACCCAUCUCAGCAACCAAUCAAAUCUAGGAUACCUAAGAAGGGUGCUGGUCGGAGGACUUAG
Molecule: messenger RNA, 927 nt
Organism: Wallemia ichthyophaga EXF-994
Lineage: Eukaryota; Fungi; Basidiomycota; Wallemiomycetes; Wallemiales; Wallemiaceae
Product: COP9 signalosome complex subunit 6
Exons: 1
Coding region: 1-927 (308 amino acids)
Biological process (GO): protein deneddylation
Cellular component (GO): COP9 signalosome
Molecular function (GO): protein binding; metallopeptidase activity
Source: RefSeq, a predicted model, not a curated record